GUCAGCCUUCUCCAUAAACAAUUUGUACCGGUAAAUAGUCUGGAAUGAGAAGGAUUUCCAUACAAGGAAUUUCGUAUUGAUCUACAAACAAGACAACCAAGUCACCUGUCUUGACCCCGUCCGAGGGGAACCACCCUUCCAUAGUACACUCCAGAUAGCGGCCGCGGUGUCUUGAAUCUGAAAAGGAUCCCUCCAAAGCCAGUGGCUUGCUCCUUUGCAUACCUUGUAAGGCAGCAAUUCACUUCAGUAGGCUGUAAUGGCUUGCUCCUGACCCCUCCAAAGGCCACUCUAUGAGUCAAAAUAUCACUUCAUAUUAAUGCGCGAUUAUUGCUUGAAAUGUCAGCUGGUAUGUCCCGAAGAAAAAACAGUAAAGUGUCUUGGCUGUCAUGAACUCAGAUAGACCGCUUCUUCACUUUCCAAAACCCUUACGGUUAUCCAAAAGUGCCAUCUGUGAACCAAUUAGUCAACUACGAUAUCAUGAAAUCCUAUUAUUGUUUCCAAUUUUGAUAAAAUGUGCCAAUUUCGCAGCGAUCAAACUAAAAGAUCAGCGUAGGAGAUAAUAAAGACGCUACUCCGUGUAUCACUCAUCCUUUUGGUGUCGUGGCAGAGAUCACUGAUGAUAAAUUACUACCAAAACAGGUGCGGAAACGUCUUCGAUUUGUUGAAUCGUGUGAAACUCUUAAAAUUAGCAGAUAUACUGUACAAUCUCUGUGACCUUGAUUGACGACCCCAGUUGGUCGGACGGAUGAUCGAGUAGCGGAAUAUUUUGAAUGGGCAAAGAAGGUGAUUGACGCAGUGCGAGAUCUAUGUUAGAUGUUUCAAAGAAGUGGACUUGUAUUGGCCUAAUUAUUGUGCCCCUUUGAGCACUAGGAUGGCACCAAAAUCAUCCCUCACUUGUGUACAAUGCGAGAAAUCAUUUUUGACCAAGCAAAGUCUUGUCAGACAUAUUUGCAUUCAUACAGGAGAAAACCCAUUCCAAUGCCAAUAUUGUGAGAAAUCAUUUUCAGGUAAGAGGAAUCUUUUGUCUCAUAAACGUAUUCAUACUGGAGAAAAACCAUUGAGAUGUCUGCUAUGUGAGAAAUCAUUUGUAACCAAGCAAAAGCUUAUACAACACAUAUGCCAGAACAAUGGAGGAAAACCAUUCCAAUGCAAAUAUUGUGAGAAAUCAUUUUUACAGAAGAGACAUCUAUUGACUCAUGGACGUAUUCACACUGGAGAAAAACCGUUCAAGUGCAAGUAUUGUGAAUUUUCACAGAAUGGACAUCUAUUGACUCAUGAGCGUAUCCACACAGGAGAAAAGCCACACAAAUGCAAAUAUUGUGAGAAAUCGUUUUCACAGACGGGAUGUCUAGUGACUCAUGAACGUCGUGUUCACACUGGAGAAAAACGAUUCAGAUGUGUGCAAUGUGAGAAAUCAUUUGUAACUCGGCAAAAGCUUGUAAUACAUAUUCGUAAGCACACAGGAGAAAAACCAUUCCAGUGCAAAUUUUGUGAGAAAUUGUUUUCACGGAGUGACAGUCUAUUGACGCAUGAGCGUAUUCACACAGGAGAAAAACCAUUCAAAUGCAAAUAUUGUGGGAAAUCAUUUUCAGGGAAGAGGAAUAUUUUGAAUCAUGAACGUGUUCACACUGGAGAAAAACCAUUCAGAUGUGUACAAUGUGAGAAAUCAUUUGUAACUAAGCAAGGUCUUGUAAUGCAUAUUCGUAAGCACACAGGAGAAAAACCAUUCCAGUGCAAAUAUUGUGAGAAAUCGUUUUCACAGAGUGGAAGUCUAUUGGCUCAUGAGCGUUUUCACACAGGAGAAAAGCCAUUCCAAUGCCAAUAUUGUAAGAAAUCAUUUUCACAGAAGGGAUAUCUUUUGACUCAUGGACGUAUUCACACUGGAAAAAAACCAUUCCAGUGCAAAUAUUGUGAGAAAUCAUUUUCACAGAAGGGACAUCUAUUGACUCAUGGACGUAUUCACACUGGAGAAAAACCAUUCAAGUGCAAGUGUUGUGAGAAACAAUUUUCACAGAAUGGACAUCUAUUGACUCAUGAGCGUAUCCACACAGGAGAAAAGCCAUUCAAAUGCAAAUAUUGUGAGAAAUCAUUUUCAGAUAAGAGCAGUAUUUUGAAUCAUGAACGUGUUCACACUGGAGAAAAACGAUUCAGAUGUGUGCAAUGUGAGAAUUCAUUUGUAACCAAGCGAAGUCUUGUAAUGCAUAUUCGUAAGCACACAGGAGAAAAACCAUUCCAGUGCAAUUAUUGUGAGAAAUUUUUUUCACGCAGUGGAAGUCUUUUGAAUCAUGAGCGUAUUCACACAGGAGAAAGACCGUUCAGAUGUGUACAAUGUGAGAGAUCAUUUUUCUCAAAGCAGGCUCUUGUCAGUCAUAGUCAUGUUCAUGCAGGAGACGAACCAUUCCAACUCAGCUUCAACUGUAAAUAUUGUCAUAAAACCUUUAAGAGUGAGUCUGGCUUACGAAAACAUAAACGCAGCCACAAUGAUACUUCUCGUAAUACUCGCAAGGUGUCUGAUGCAAGUCCCGGCAAGGAUAAACGGUUAAAGUCAAAAAGUGGCAAAGCUAUGAAAAGUUCUUGUUCAAGGUCUCGUUGUGAGCAAACUGAUGUGGGAGAAGAUGCAGUAGUAUUAACUGGUCCUUCAAAUAACAAUAAUUCUCCAAAUGGACAAAACCCAGUCCCUGCAAGUUCUGCGACGAAUGAAUGUUUGAUCAGCAGAGAGCCUGAGAGUGAGGUAUCAAAGUUGCCUGCUGCAGUCGGGUGUUUGGACAUGGAUAUCAAGGAUGCUGCUGCAAAAAUUACUGUUAUCAAUGGGAAUGAAACUGUUGGUCUGGGUACUGCCAAAAGAGAAGAUUAUGAAGUUUUGCGGCUGGGUGUGAAACGAGAUUUGAUUGAUCAUAAUUCUAAUCAGCUUGGAAAUGUUAAAAGUCAACUCAUUGACAUCUUUGCUGCCGACCAGUCUGAUGGAAGUGUUGAACCAGCCCUCACAUCUGCUACAGGGCAGUCCAGGGCUGAACUAGACAUACGUUCUGUUCAUGUUACAGAGGAGAGAAAUGUCAACAGUGGGGCCUUCAACCUGCCAUGUAACACAUCUCCUAUAGAACAGUCCAAUGUCAAAAGUGAGCCAUGUAACACAUCUCCUAUAGAACAGUCCAAUGUCAAAAGUGAUGCAGGGUUAUAUCAUAGAGGUAGUGAGACCGUGUGA
Molecule: messenger RNA, 3202 nt
Organism: Lineus longissimus
Lineage: Eukaryota; Metazoa; Nemertea; Pilidiophora; Heteronemertea; Lineidae
Product: zinc finger protein 260-like
Exons: 3
Coding region: 872-3202 (776 amino acids)
Source: RefSeq, a predicted model, not a curated record